Messenger RNA from Cladocopium goreaui, 2586 nucleotides. Lineage: Eukaryota; Dinophyceae; Suessiales; Symbiodiniaceae. The record is from the annotation of a GenBank genome assembly.
AUGGCGGACACCUCGAUGUUUCCCUGGCGAGCCCUUCAGCUUUGCAUUGACCCCAUCGCCCCACGUUGCAUUGAGCUGAUACAAGGUCUUCACGAUCGCACGCACCAAGGGCAGUGCUGGCUUCUCAACUGGUGGCGAGAUCGAGACUCAUGCAAGCUGUUGCUGAAGUCAAAGAAGGAGGUCAACGGCAAGGCCGAACACUACCUGACGGCAGAGCAGCAGGAGUUGUUCACGAUGCGACUUGUGACAGAGAUGGAGAAACAUCUUCAGCUGAAGUUCCAAGUCACCAAGCUCCAGGAUGCACCAGCGAGCGUGGUUCGAAGUCAAUGCACUGGACUGUGCCGACAUUUCGACUCCAGCAAGAGGUUGAAGUUCAGGGACCAGACCGAAAGGGACCAGCUGAUGAAGUCCUUUGCUGAUGGUGCCGCGGAUGCAGCCAUGACGCAUUCCAGUGCGCCCGCUUCCUGGCCGCCGGUCCGGCACAUUCAAAGGUGCCGGCAGGAGGAGGCCGCCAGAUUGGCGCAGGAGGCUUGCCAGAAGCAGCUGGAGGAGAAAAAGGCAGCAGCACAGCGGGCAUGGGAUGAAGCCCAGAAGAGCAAUGACAAGGCAGACAAGACUGAGGCUGAAGCUCUUCAGAUGGGUUCUUUCGCCUCGGAACAGAUGAUGGAAGUGUGGAGUGUGGAGGACCAAUUUCAAGCGACCAUGUGCAAGGAAAGUCACCUUGCACGAAACGAGGCUUGGUCGGAGGCCGUCCAAGCUGCUCGUGAUCUCUGCCAAGAAGCCUUCUCCUGCCGAGAGGAAGCCCAGAAGAGUCGGAUCGAGGACCUCUUCAGCAUCGUGGAAACGGGCAAGAACUUUCGGGCUUUGCCGCGGGACAUCCUCCGCAGAUGUGUAGAUGAAGUGCACGGUGUCUUGGUGUUGGACUUGAACCAGAUGACGAUCGGCAGUCCUGAGUUGCCCAAGAUGUGCUUGAACGUGGCACAGGACUUGGUGGGGUCGCCUUGGCUGCUCAUGGUGCUCGUUCCUCUGGCCGACAAGACGACCAGCAUCCACGCGUGGGAGAUCAAGAUUUUGUCGGUGCUUCCUUCGCUCGCAUGCCAGACUGCUUCACAAUCUAAUGGAAAGGGCAUCAUAGAUAGCAUUCCGUUGUGUUCCAAGUUGAGUGCAUUGCUGGCUCACCUUUCAGUCAGCGACAUCUGUGCGGAAGAUGGCCACAAGGUGAUUCUGCAGAUCAUCGAGGACGCCCAUGAGUAUCUGAAAGAUCAGCGACUGGAGCAAGCCUUUGACGAGGCAAUCUUCAGUGCCUUCACUCUAGACCAACGACAAAGACUGAAGGUGGUGACCAAUGGUUCCAUCGAUUACAUGGAGAUUGAGAAAGCCAUCCAAAAGAUCUUUGGUGAUCGCCUGGAUGAUGGUGGUGGCAGCUAUGACCACAGCUGUCGCGCGCAUUUGCCGCAGUUGUUGCAACGUGCCUCCAAGAUGGGCUGUGGCAUCUACCCCUUUGGCUUCGGGAAAGAUCACGACUCGGUGCUGCUGCGGGAGCUGUCCGAGAGGGCGAAAACACCCUUCACCUACAUCGAGGAAACGUCGGCCAUCAAAGAGGCCUUCGCCGGUGUGGUGGGCGGCCUCAGCAGCAUUGUGGCGCAGCAGGUGCAGGUGACCCUCAGGUGCCAUGCACGUUUGAAGGAGGUGAACACACCGUUUGAAGUCUUGCGUCACAGCGACCAGACUGCCACUGUGACCAUCCCAGACAUUUUCGCAGAGGAGCGACGGGACAUUCUGGUGGAAUUGGAAGUCCCUGCCGACUCCGUUGCGGAGGAGACAGUCUUACUGGAAGCUUCGGCACAAUAUGUGGCCGUUCGGGAAGCUGCUGAGGUACGUGUGCAAACGCCAGUGGUUGCCAUGAGUGUACAACGCGUUGACGAACCACAGCCUGAGCAAGAGCCAGAUGAGGAGGUCUUCGAGCAGCGGCAACGAUGGGAGGUGACCUCUGUUAUGGAGGAAGCAUCUCGGCGGUCGGAUCAAGGUGACUUUGAGGAGGCGCGUCAGCUCCUCAACAGCAAGCGUCAAACCUUGAGAGAGUCCCGACCCAGCAGGACCACACAGGCCCUACAGUUGGAGCUUGAAGAUGCAGAAUCAAGGAUGAGGAACUUUGGCACUUGGACCCUGGGAUCUCAUGAAGUUCGUGACGCCACCACCAUGCAUCUGAUGCAGCGCACCACCAACACCAUUGCGAGUUGUUCCCUUGGUGGGGAGGCGAAAACCUCCAAGUCGCUCUACGUGUCCAGCAUCCAAUCCGCCAGCAUCCGUCGUUCCACCGUGGCCGGUCACGAGGGACCCGCUAGUGCCAGUGGCCUGGCUGCCAUGGUGGCGAGAGAUUCAUGGCGGGGUGCCACUGAAGGAUUUGAAGGCAAAGGAAAAGGAAAAGGAAAGGGCAAGGACAAAGGCCCUCCAGUGGCGUCGCAGCCAGCAUCUGCAGCCGACUCGUUGGCGCCGACAUUCGGAACGGGACCUGCAGGUAGCGACUCCCAGGGAGCAUCCGGUGGCGCUUCAAAUCCAUCUGAUAAGAGCUGUGAACAAUCCUGA